Messenger RNA from Cololabis saira (Pacific saury), 4503 nucleotides. Its product is annotated as transcription factor MafG. Gene Ontology annotation, cellular component: nucleus. The record is from RefSeq and is a predicted model, not a curated record. Gene Ontology annotation, molecular function: RNA polymerase II cis-regulatory region sequence-specific DNA binding; DNA-binding transcription factor activity, RNA polymerase II-specific. Gene Ontology annotation, biological process: regulation of epidermal cell differentiation; regulation of transcription by RNA polymerase II. The transcript is spliced from 4 exons. Lineage: Eukaryota; Metazoa; Chordata; Actinopteri; Beloniformes; Belonidae. Bases 277 to 765 code for a protein of 162 amino acids.
GCGUGUCCCCCGCGUACAGUAGUCGCUCCUGCGGUCAUCAGUGCAAAACCUGCAGUGCUGUUUCUCCUUUUGGUUUGUCAACUCUUCUCGCUGGUCAAACCUGCUGCUUCAUCGCUCGUUGUGUUUAAAUAAAAAACAGAAAAAAGGGAAGCGGUCGCGAGCCGAGCCAGGGGUUUAAGCGAGAUCAGGUAACAAGGAAAGAUGAUGGACCAUAUAAGCGUCUGAUGGGGCUGGUAGAGAACAACCAGCAGUACAGGUGAACACUGCUCUUGUGGCAUGACGACCACAAACAAGGGAAACAAGGCCUUAAAGGUGAAGCGGGAGCCUGGAGAAAAUGGCACCAGCCUGACAGACGACGAGCUGGUGACCAUGUCGGUGCGAGAGCUCAACCAGCAUUUACGGGGGUUGACGAAGGAAGAAAUCCUGCAGCUGAAGCAGCGGCGGCGCACCCUGAAGAACCGAGGAUACGCAGCCAGCUGUCGGGUGAAGCGCGUCACCCAGAAGGAGGAGCUGGAAAAGCAAAAGGCUCAGCUGCAGCAGGAAGUGGACAAGCUGGCCACGGAGAACGCCAGCAUGAAGGUGGAGCUCGAUGCGCUGCGUUCAAAGUACGAGGCCCUCCAAAGUUUCGCCAGGACUGUGGCCCGCAACCCCGUCACUUCAGCAAGGGGACCUAUGGCCUCUGUGAUCGGGCCCCUCAUCCCUGGUAAAGUAGCUGCCACCAGCGUUAUAACCAUCGUCAAAUCCAAAACGGAGGCUAGGUCGUAGUAGCAGAACGGACAGGACGAAGAGUUUCAAGACUUAACCAGUCAGUGCAUUGUAACAAGUUCUCUGUUUUCCUCUGCAGCGAACACUAAUAUGCUUCCCAAACCACAUUCAACAGUUUGACGCAGCAGUAGGGUGAAAAGAAAAAAAAAUCUCGUUUUUUAAAUUUAGACUGUUACUUUUAGCUGAUUGUGAGAAUAUGGUUUACAUAAUGUUUUUGUUUACCUUAAGACUAAACUCUUAAAUCUUUUGUUUCCGUCCGAAUUGGCAUUUUUAAAUGUCAGAGUCAAUAAUAAUAUAUUGUAGAUGUUCUUAAAUACCAAUUCCACAAACAGAGAGUGGAGAACGGGCCCAGUCCCAUCUAACUGCUUGUGAAUCCCGUUGCUUGUUAUUCUGCACUGACUUUCAAUAAGGACAAUGGACCCAUAGUCACACUCUUGGUCUUAAAGCUACAGAAGUCUUCAAAAGAACCAGACUAACUCAAAAACCAGUACUUUAAUGGGAAUUGUUACCUUUUUCUUUCUUUUUUUUGUCUCUUUUUCUGUCAAGAAGAUUAUAGGUAUGAAGUAAUGAUCCUAUAAACCUAGUAUUCAUUUUUGUUUUCUGCAUCCGUGUCGGGCUUCAGUGAAGCUGUCAUUGAAGCGCAUGCAACAUCCAGCUUCUCUAGUUGGAAAGAUGGUUAGACUGAGCUCUCGGAGACAAGAGUUCAUGACAGGUAGAUGCAAUAAUAUAUGUAUGCACUGACAAAACAAAGAGAACUUCCGUAUUUAUUGUUUAGUGAGAAAUGAUGAACGGUUCUGGGAAACAUUAGUCCCGAGCUGAGUGCCAUUCCAAUACGCCAGGAUUCCUCUACAACAUCUCAAAAGCUGAAUGUUAUCACAGGAAUGUCCUCAUGUUUUGUGGGGACGCUGAAAACCACAAGCAUUUUGAAACAUCACUUUCGCUCAUAGAGGAUAUAUAAAAUGUUUUGUCAUUACUUUGUAAUUGCUUGUUAACGCUGUCGGAUAUUUCAAAAAGAAAGUCUUUACACAAUCUUUAAUGUUUAAAUUGUUAAGGUGUUUAAAAAAAAAACUUUGUCUACAUUGACUUCUUUGUUUUUAUUACUAGGUAGAUUCAUUCUUUAUAGAAACCCCCUUCCCCAAAACAAAAAAAAAAUUCCUGUGACAUCUUUUUUGCAAUUGUACCGAAAGUGGCUUACUAUUGAAGUCUGAUAGCUUUUUCUAGUGACUAGGCGCGUACAGUGGGGUAGCGCGUGAUGUGACGUGUAAGUGACAAGUUGGCAGUGUCGUUCACUGUAUAGAUGUCAAUGCUGUGCUAUUUAAAACAAAUCUGUAAAGCUAAACUAGAUGGUGUUAACAAGGUCAGUUGUCUUUGUGCGUAUUGGCAUCUGUGAUAUCCUCCGCUUCCUCGUCGUUAGUUCCAAAUCAUAUCCUCAUUAAGAGUUUACCACACUGAGCAGCGUAAGGCAGAAAUUGUUAAACUGACAUCUGCGAACAGUAAGUCUAAAGACUCUUAAAGCUUAAAGUGACAGUGAAUAAUGGUUGCACCUGAUGGAUGCCUUUUAAAUACACCCUCUGUAACCUGAAACUAAAUUACUUCAUUAUUGAGAAGAUUUCAUUAUCUUUCCAGCCACUUAACUCGAUUUGAAUUAGAUUGCAGGCCUACGUAAUGAAACAACACUUCUCCAAACAAACUGUUUUUUGGGUUGUUUUUUUAAGACUAUAACUAAAAGAUUGCACGAUUUAACACGUAGGUUAAUCACCCCCAAAAAAUAGCAUCACUCCUCCUCGUUUUAAAAGCAGUAAUGUUUGGCUGAGGGUUUGUACGUAUGCACUAAGCUCCUGCUUGUUUUGCUCAGGACAAAACGGGCCACAGAACUGAAUAAACCGUUACACGUGAGAAGACAAGAGGCAGGGAUGGCAGCUCUUUUUCUUCUUUUUUCUUAUCUUGUUUUCCUUUGAUAUUAAGCAGUCAUAAAGGGCUUGAAUCCACACUCAGAAAGAGACACAGCGGACCAUGUAGAUUUACAAUCCAGAACAGCUGCCAGCAGCGCGUCCCCUGUGCCAGCCGUCGCAUCGCUCCUCCGGUCCUCUAAAAGGAGUUUAACACAGAAGCAGUCCUGCACCUCAAGGUGAAAGCAGUUGUGUAAUGACAUUAACAGAUUGCACUUCAUCCAGGUCUCACUCCCCCCGCUUGUCAUAGCGUCUUGUUGUGUCGGCGAGGUGUUCAUCUCUAGUCUCCCUCAAAAACUCCACGCCAGAGAGAUGCAGGCGAGCAAACCCAUCCUGUCAUUCCCGUCAACGUGCUCGGCUAUCCGCUUUGACUGGCUAACUGUGGGAAAAUGUACACGUGACUCUUGACAUAGCCCAGUUUUGAUGUUGGCGUCCUUAUUGCUGUGGCAGUCUUGUGGAGUGAAUCUUGUUCGUGUCAAGUGUCUUUAAGGUGAUUGAGUGGCACUGUUGACCGAUUCUUUGAGCCUCCUCUUUCUCACACACUCACUCGUGUUAUAGUAUGUAGCUGCAGUACGUAUUAAUGAACCUAGUGAAAAAAAGUGACCCUUAAUAUGCAACUCAGUGGAAAAGGUGCGAGAGAGUAGACGUAAGACGAAUCAAAUAUUGUCAAAGUUGCUGCAGUCUGUUAUUUGAUCGUUCUUGCUGUUUUGUUGUUUUUGUUUUUCCCUCCCGUCAGAUUUCACAUCUCUGAGUGGGGGGAGCAUUUGGCCCUUGUUUACUUGCAUCAUAAAGUUUAAUAUAAAGGAACCAGGAAGAAGCAUCUGCACUCAAGCCUUACUCAGUUUCUCUUGUCUGGAAUCAGCUAAAUUACAGAUCCAUAAAUUGAAAGUGGAUACAAUGACUGAAAGAUGAAGAUAUCUGCGCACUAAGUGAAGCAGAUGCUGCGACGGAUUCUGCCACAAGGGCCUCUUGCAAUAUCCUUUGCUUUCUUUUGUACGUGUGUGUGUGUGUGUGUGUGUGUGUGUGUGUGUGUGUGUGUGUGUGUGUGUGUGUGUGUGUGUGUGUGUGUGUGUGUGUGUGUGUGUGUGUGUGUGUGUGUGUGUGUGUGUGUGUGUGUGUGUGUGUGUGUGUGUGUGUGUGUGUGUGUGUGUGUGCGUGUGUGUGUGUGUGUUCAUCUGCGAGUGUUGUUCCUCAGCUGCUACACUAGUCAUUAGUGUUUGUUGUUUGCCGUAGCAUUUUCGUUCUCAUUAUUUGUUGUUUUGUAUUUGAAAAUAAUCUUAACACUGUAAUUUGUUCAGUAGAUAAGAUUUUCAGUUGGUCAAAGCUUCUUUUUCUUUUCUUUUUUUUGUGUAAACAACCAAAUAGUUAGAGAGGAUAAAUAACAGCACCUGUGUGGCAGUUGUAUUUAAUAGCUCUCCAGACAUUGGCCUUUUUUUCUGUGGAAUUAGGCUUUGCAAAUGGACUGUGUUUCCUUUUACUCUAUGGAGUUGGGUCUGUGUUUCAAAGGUAUAUAAAUCUGACUAAAGCGAGUAAUACAAAGUUAAUAACCUGUUUUGUUAUUUUUCUGUAUGGGUUGUAAUAAAAUAUUGCAGUACUUUGUAUGAAAACAGACAAUAGUGAAUUGUAACUAUUUAUAAAUUAAAUUAUUGUAAUUUUUGCAAUCUGUAGAUAAGUACUAUGUAUUCAUAUACAGUAACAACUGUGGAUUUAAAUGUGAUUCUCUGAGGUGUCUAAGUUAUUGAUGUAUAUACUGUAUGUUUGUUGAUACAGCUUACUUUAUUUUCUAUAA